Mercurialis annua (annual mercury) is the source of this 1461-nucleotide messenger RNA. RefSeq lists its product as uncharacterized. The transcript has 2 exons. The record is from RefSeq and is a predicted model, not a curated record. Gene Ontology annotation, biological process: protein phosphorylation. Gene Ontology annotation, molecular function: protein serine/threonine kinase activity; phosphatidic acid binding. NCBI's taxonomy places the organism in Eukaryota, Viridiplantae, Streptophyta, Magnoliopsida, Malpighiales, Euphorbiaceae. Bases 265 to 1299 code for a protein of 344 amino acids.
AUAUCAAGUAUGUAGCUAUGAAUCUUAAUUUCGGAUGACAUUCCGACCUCCAAAUAUUCCCAACUUGCAAUGACCAAAACUUUAUUUUCGGCCUUCCGGAUGCUCAUGUGCUAAAGAGAAAAUGAACCUCGGCCGCAUAGGCAUAUUCUCAAGCCUAAUGAAGUGGAAUUGUUUGCAGUCGCUAUCAAUAUUUAUGUCAAACCGCUUUUAGUGAGGCAAAUGCCUUCAAUCAUAUAGAAGAAGGGGAAUUCAGAUUGAUCAGCAAUGGCCUAUUACAGCUCCGGCUAUUACACAGAUGAUUACGGUGAGUACAACAAUAGUUACCCGUUAUCGUAUUACUAUAAUAAUCCUGGUACUGCUUUUGUUCAAGACUCAACGCCUUAUUCCAGCUACAACUCCGGUGAGUACCAAUCUUUUCCCGAUAAUCGAAUUCCGUUUUUUGCUGCUUAUGAUGAUUCAGUUUCAAGGAUUGGAUAUUCUGUAUCUACUUAUAGUGAGCCGAAGUAUAUACAGCAUGAACUGCCACCUCACUAUCAUGAACAGACUCGGUUCGUUAUCUCUUACUCUGUCUCCGAGUUUAACGAUGAUGAAUUUGACGAUUAUGAUUCAACACCCUAUGGUGGUGGCUAUGAUCUGACUCUUACCUAUGGCAAACCCCUUCCUCCUUCCGACAAAACUUGCUAUCCUAGAUCCUCUCCUUCAAAUGGCGUAUCUUCUGAAGUAAUUGCAGAACCUGUUGUAAAAGUAGUCGAUGAACCUUCAGCAGAAAAACCUCGAGUUGAAACCAAACCAACAGCAGAAAAACCUCGAGCUGAAACCAAACCAACAGCGGAAAAACCGCGAGCUGAAACCAAACCAACCACAACCGAAGAGGCAGAGCAGCUGCUUGACAAGCCAUUAGAUCUGUACCAUAGUCCUCAGUCUGGCUAUGACAACGGAUCAAUGGGCGAAAAUAAUUACGAGCAUGAAAAUCAAGUGGCUCAAAUUUCAUCAGGAUACGGAUUAGAAGCAAUGGAUCUUUGUGAAGGUUUAUUCGGGUACUGGCCGUGUCUGUCUAAAUAUCGAAAGAGAUGCGAUGAUCAUCGUCAAGAGACUGCAGCAGAUCGCGGAAAUCACAUUAACCAAUGGAAGACCACAGCCGAUUAUCUGUUCGGAACGCCGUACCCUUACGGCGAAACUAGAGAUGAUGAUCAUGGAAAUAGCUAUUAUGGUAAUGCUAUCUAUGGCUAUCAAAAGCAUUAUCAGCAGCCGCACCAAAUUCUUUAUCAUCAGGUUAAAGAUUCUUGGUCUGCAUAUUAACAUAAUGAAAAAAAUCUGAAUUGAGUACUUAUAUUUUAUUAUAUGAUUCAUCAUAAUGCAUACAUUUAUAGUUCCUUCUAUCUGGGAUAAUUUCACUAAACCAAUGAUUAUACAUCAUUCUAAUUUUCAAAUUCUGAUAGUGGAGAAUUUAAGGUUACUAUA